GGUUGUGCUGAGGAACGUAGGAAAAGACUUGGCAUUUGGAGGAGGUGGCUUUGAGCAAUUUUCCUGACCCCCCUCCAAUUUCUGACAUAUUCCCGUGCAUACACCUGGUGCAUAUGAUAGGCUAUUCCUGAUAGUAAAGAGAAUAAGAAAUACUCACUCUAUCCUUUCAAAAUAAGAAGAGAUCAAAAGAAAGUGGCCUAAGAAGGUUAAAGGCACUCCAGAUGGUUAAUGAACUGUCAAAUAUGAGCCCUUUCCAGAAAGCAUGUGGGACUCUCAGUAGUUUUCGUUGUUUACAACUUUUCAUUAAAAAAUUUUCCAUCCUUUGGUUGGAGAGGUGGAAUGUUUCAGUCACCCCUGAUUUUUCUCGUGAGACCUGACAGGUUUUACGUAAGACAUGAAUGUGGCUUGCUUGUGUUCGCUGCGUUUCUCUUGCAUGAGCUGGUUUCCACGUCACUGGGUUGGCCUGUGUGUUUUGCUUAUAUAACUCUUCUGAAAGUACCUUCUGUUUUAGGAGAGCCAAUUUUCAGCCAUACUUUUUAAGGGAAAUUUUGCAGGGCAAAUUAGCCUGGCUGGGUCUGAGCUCUUUAUUGUUGGAUACGUUGGAGUUCGGAAAGAGACUGAGAGAGAUGGACGUUCUUACUGGUCUUCUACUUCUAGUCCACCUGAUCCCGGUGUCGACAGCUAAGAAUGGAGUGAGUAGCAAGAGUCGAAAGAGAAUCAUGCCCAACCCGGUGACAGAGCCCCCAGUGAUGGACCCCAUUUACGAAGCUCUUCUGUACUGCAACAUCCCAAGUGUGCCUGAACGCAGCAUGGAAGGUCACGCACCGCAUCACUUUAAGCUGGUCUCAGUGCACGUGUUCAUCCGCCACGGGGACAGGUACCCACUGUAUGCCAUUCCCAAAACGAAGCAGCCAGAAAUCGACUGCACUCUGGUGGCUAACAGGAAACCGUAUCAUCCUAAACUGGAAGCUUUCGUUAGUCACAUGUCAAAAGGAUCCGGAGCCUCUUUCGAAAGCCCCUUACACUCCCUGCCUCUUUACCCCAAUCACCCGCUGUGUGAAAUGGGAGAGCUGACACAGACAGGAGUCGUGCAGCAUCUGCAGAAUGGUCAGCUACUGAGGGACAUCUAUCUGAAGAAACAUAAACUCCUGCCAAGUGACUGGUCCACAGACCACCUUUACUUGGAGACCACUGGGAAAAGCCGGACUCUACAAAGUGGGCUGGCCUUGCUUUAUGGCUUUCUCCCAGAUUUCGACUGGAAGAAGAUUUAUUUCAGGCACCAGCCAAGUGCUCUGUUCUGCUCUGGAAACUGCUAUUGCCCAGUGAGAAACCAGUAUCUGGAAAAGGAGCAGCGUCGUCAAUACCUCUUACGUUUGAAAAACAGCCAGCUGGAGAGGAUCUAUGGGGAGAUGGCCAAGAUUGUGGACAUCCCCACCAAGCAGCUCCGAGCCGCGAACCCCAUAGACUCCAUGCUCUGCCACUUCUGCCACAACGUCAGCUUCCCCUGCACCAGAAACGGCUGCAUUGAUAUGGAGCACUUCAAGGUGAUCAAGACACACCAGAUAGAGGAUGAGAGAGAGAGGCGGGAGAAGAAACUCUAUCUGGGGUACGCACUACUGGGUGCCCACCCCAUCCUGAAUCAAACCAUCAGCCGGAUGCAGCGUGCUGCAGAAGGCAGGAAAGAAGAGAUCUUUACCCUCUACUCUGCCCAUGAUGUCACUCUGUCACCAAUACUCAGUGCCUUGGGCCUUACGGAAGCCAGGUUCCCAAGGUUUGCAGCCAGGUUGAUCUUUGAGCUCUGGCAAGACAGAGAGAAGCCCAGUGAGCAUUCCGUCCGGAUUCUUUACAAUGGCAUCGACGUCACGUUCCACACCUCUUUCUGCCAGGAGCACAAGCGUUCUCACAAACCUAUGUGCCCCUUUGAAAACUUAGUCCGCUUUGUCCAAAAGGACAUGUUUGCAGCCCUGGGUAGCAGCAGUGCUAGUUAUUAUGAGGCGUGUCACAGGGAAGGAUUCUAAAAGGUACACGCUACCGUGCUUAUAAAAUCUAUGCCGGUACAGAAGAAAUGGGAAAGGUUCCUUUCUAGUUCUUUCCAUUGCUAAGGGUACAUGAUGUUGACUUUUAAAAAGGCUAGAAAUUCUACUUGGGUGCCAUAUAGAUGGUUUGGGCUGAAGAAGUAGUUUGCUGCUGUAAUCUGGUACGUGAGUUACUUGGUACAUAAUUGCCAGUUCACAGAGAAAGAUACUUGACCAUAGCCAGACUUUGUUUAGAAGGCCGGAAUAGUGUUUUGAUACCCAAAGAUGCCAACCCAAAUUUGUAUUCUUUCGGCCUGCCAGGGUACGAUAUGAUGGAACCAGCAAACCUCAGCCAAAAUUUUCUUAAUCCGGGACAGUCUUAUCUUGUCCUUGUUCAGUAAAAAAUUUCCUGAAGUGAUUUAUCUAAAAAUAGAGGUUGGCAAAUUUUCCCUGUCAAGGGCCAGAGAGUAAAUAUUUUAGACUUUGUAGCCCAGGCCACGUGUAUUCUCGGUCACAACUACCUAACCGCCGUGGUGGUGCAAAAGCACCCGUAGACAGUGCGGAAGCACGAGAGCGUGGCCGUGUCCCUAACACGGUACAGAACAGGUGGUAGCAGACACGGUCCCUGGGCUGUAGCUCGUCAACCCCGGGUGUUAAAGGGUCUCAACUACGGUUGCACGUUCAGCACUUUGAGAACUGAUUGAAUUCCAGGAAUUAUGCCUCAGCGGUGUCUCCCGUUAACUUCUGCUAGAAACACAGAAUGUGGUCUGUAUCUGACUUCGUGACCAAACUUGAGGGCCAAGAAACAUUGAAUCGGAAUGAAUCCGAGAAGAGCUAUUAGACUAAUACUUGAUGUUCAUGACGAUUGUGGUACAAGAUAGUGUGAAAUAUGUUUCCGGUUAUUUGUCUGCUGUAGUCUGUUUGCUGUGUAUGCUGAAAUUUUUGUAUCCCGCUUAGUAUUUUUAUAGUCUAGGGGAGUAUUUUCUAAGACCAGUUUUAGAUGUGUUCUCGUUCAUACAGUAAGAUUCAAUCUCCUGUACCUGCCUGGUGGUCAGAAGGGGGCCAGAAGCUGGAUUCCGGCACUUUCUCCCAAUAAAACUCAUGACGGCUCAUCCCCUUGGACAAACCAUAGAAUCGGAUCAAUUUUUAAACCAUUUUCGUCAGUUUCAAACUGUAAAUUCUAAUUGAUUUUUAAAUGUUUCUGGAAGCGCUUUGUUACUAGAUAGUUAAAUAAUCUUUGUAUUUUAUAAAUUAGAAGCAAUUACAAUUAAAUCUGUGAUUUCUGAACUAAUGGUGCUAGUUCUUUGUCAAAUAAUGUUUUAAGUGCAAGUGACGUUUUUCAGUAUCAUUGGCAUUCCAGCCUUUAUUUUGUUCAGCGUUGCACUUGAAUACGUGUUUCUAUUAAUAAAUUUUUGAAGAAUACUUGUACUCUACAACUAAUGGUCUGUACCUACAAAUCACUCUAGUUCUUUUCAAGUGAGAGCCGAUAUUUUUGAAAUUUAUCUUAACUGCUUUUAUUGCCAGAAAUUGUGUGUUAUCUUGCUAGUCUUUUAUGCCCCAUCGAUUUUUUUUUCUCCAACUCAUAAUAUAUCUGAAUUAGAUUAAGUCCCUCUUGAAGAUUUAAAACUGAGUCAGAACAUUUUUUUUUAAACCCAAUUACAACAUCUGUUGUAAGAGUAAACAUUUUGGAUAAGAGCCAACACUGAAGGGGUAGGUCUUGCCCCCAGGACACUGGAUAUGCACAGCAUUAAGUUAUCUUCCUCAAUACCAGGUUUUUGAGACACUUCAUUCAGUUGAUGAGCACUGAGCUGGAAUUAAUGGAUGGAGUCCUUGGUUUCUGGGCAAGGGUCUAAUAUGUUAAUUCAUGACAAGUGUGGGUGGAUACAUAUAUAUUUAGCUUUUCUGUUUUUCUGAUUAAAAUGAACACAUGCCCACUGGAAGAUAAUCAGGCAGUACUGAAAAACAGCCCCAAAGGUGAAGUUCUCUAAUCAUACAUCCAGAGAUGACCGUCUGCAGUUUGACAAAUAUUUUUCCAGAAAUUUCCCAUGCAGAUGCUGAAAUAGACAUCAUUUUUUCAUAGGAACAGGAUCAUUUUAUAUAUAUUGUUCUGUAACUUGCUUCCCUUAGCAAUAUAUUAACCUCUUUAACAGCAUGUCUUAAAAAAAUUUCUCAUUAACUGCUUCUCUUAACAGUAUGUCUUGGGGAUAUUUCCAUGUUGAGAUCUAUAUAUGGCUCUUUUUUAGCCACUGUGUGAUAAUUCAUGGUAUGGACGAGAUAUUUUGAGAAUUUCAUUAAAAAUGCAUGAAAUUGAAA
Loxodonta africana (African savanna elephant) is the source of this 4328-nucleotide messenger RNA. It is a transcript of the gene PXYLP1, whose product is annotated as 2-phosphoxylose phosphatase 1. Gene Ontology annotation, molecular function: phosphatase activity. Gene Ontology annotation, biological process: chondroitin sulfate proteoglycan biosynthetic process; glycosaminoglycan biosynthetic process; dephosphorylation. Lineage: Eukaryota; Metazoa; Chordata; Mammalia; Proboscidea; Elephantidae. The record is from RefSeq and is a predicted model, not a curated record. The transcript has 5 exons. Gene Ontology annotation, cellular component: Golgi apparatus. The coding region runs from base 627 to 2018 and encodes 463 amino acids.